[Torrubiella] hemipterigena is the source of this 2153-nucleotide messenger RNA. The record is from the annotation of a GenBank genome assembly. NCBI's taxonomy places the organism in Eukaryota, Fungi, Ascomycota, Sordariomycetes, Hypocreales, Clavicipitaceae.
AAUAAGGCAGGGAACCCGCCGCUCUACCAAUUAGCGGGCUCGCCGGAACUGGGGGCGCAGUAUAGUUGCGGGGCUCCCGUCCUCGGGCCAGUGGCGUGCGUGCCAACGCUUGCAGCUUAGUUGCUGCUGGGCGCCUGCUGGGAUCGGUAGCUCGCCCAUCCACUGGCAGCGCCCCCCGAAAACUAGUCUUCUCUCCUGUUGCUGCGCUUGGGCUUCCAACUCUGCCCUGACAUAAACCCCAUUCGCUUUCCUAGUCUUUGCUUGGCUUUCUUGUUCCCAUCUUGUCUCCUCUUGCCAGUGCUUUGCCGUUACUGUAUCAAUCAACAUCCGUUGAUUCCAUUGCAGCACCUCAUCCGCCUAAUCGCCCCCUUCCUAACAAGCCGCCUCGAGCCGUCUUCAAGCUUAGCAUCAUGAAGACUACCGCCGCCGCCUUGACCGCCGCCCUUCUGGCUACCGCCGAAGCCAACUCAUACGUCCAAUGGGAGAUUGAGAGACGUGCUGUCGGUGGUGAAGAGCAAAUCAACCGCCGCGAUACCGUCUUCCGCCGUGCCGCUGGCGCCGUUGAGGAGCCCAUCAAGAACAGUGUCAACGCUUACUUUGCUUCCGUUGCCAUCGGUAACCCUGGCCAGAAGUUCGAUCUCCAGCUCGACACUGGUAGCAGUGAUAUCUGGGUUCCUGCCGCCAGCUCUAAUACCUGCAAGUCGAAGGGUGGCUGCCCUGGAGGAUCCUACGACCCCAAGGCCUCCAGCACCUACAAGAACCUCGGAUCCAACACCUUCCAGAUCUCUUACGCCGACGAGAGUGGUGCUGCUGGCGACUACAUUCAGGAAGACUUUACCAUUGCCGGUACCCUCGUCAAGAACAUGACCAUGGGCCUCGCUCUUAGAACUAAGGAAGUCGAGUACGGCCUUGUCGGCGUUGGCUACAUGCGCAAUGAAGCCUCUACCCAGGCUCCUCUCCGAAAAAUCUACCCUAACCUCCCUGUUGCUCUCCAGAUGCAGGGCAAGACGAACUCCAUCGCCUACAGCUUGUGGCUCAACGACAAGACUGCCGACAAGGGCAACAUCUUGUUUGGCGCUGUUGAUUCUGAGAAGUUCCAGGGCAGCCUGUCUAUCAUGGAUAUCCUUCCUGAUGAGCGUAUCAACAACUACACACAUUUCUCCGUCCCCUUGACUUCCGUUUCCGCCAACAGCUCCUCUGGCAACGAUAUCCUGACCACCCAAGAGACCAUGCCCAUUACUGCCGUCCUUGAUUCUGGUACCUCUCUCACUUACCUCCCUGACGACAUGGCCAAGCAGGCCUGGAAGGAAGCUGGUGCUAUUUACAACAACUCCCCUGAGUUCGGCAUUGCUCUUAUUCCUUGCGAAUUUGGCGAGAACAACAAGGCUUCUUUCACUUUCGGCUUCGCCGGCCCCAACGGUCCCAAGAUUGAGGUCGCCAUGAGAGAUAUGGUUGUCCCUGCUUACAAGGGCAAGGCUCGCCCCUUCCCCAACGGUCCUUACAAAGGCAAGUCCAUCUGCACCUUUGGUAUUCAGAACCAGACCGCUAGCGAGGACCUCCCUGUCUACCUUCUUGGUGAUACCAUGCUUCGCUCUGCCUACGUUGUCUACGAUCUUGUCAACAACCAGAUUGGUAUUGCCCCCACCAAGUUCAAUGCCGCCAAGUCCAACAUUGUCACCUUCGAUAGCAACGGCGCCAAGAUCCCCAACGGCAAGACCAUCGCUGGUGGCGCCAAGAAGGAGCCUACCCCUCCUACUAACCAGUUCAAGGCCCAGUCCGGCUUUGCCUCUGGCGGCGGAUCUAGCACCAGCACUAUCGGCAGCAACGGCAGCAACAGCGGCAGCGGCAGCGAUAGCAGCAACAGCAGCAACGGCAAGGGCGACGGCAAGAACGCCGCUGUCACAACGUCUGCUCUUUCUGGAGCCAGCCUGCUUGUUCUUCUCGGAUCUGUGGUCUACGCCAUGGCCUUUUAAUUUAUGAAUCAACUCGUGUGGAUUGGUUAGACUGGCACUGUGAAGAAGUUGAAAACCGGUAAAUCUUGGAAACGCGACAAGACCAGUUUUUGUAUAAAUUACCUAUAGAAAUACGCACAAUUUGUCCUUAAUUACACUCUAUACCAUUUAAGUGAUUUUUAAUCCCAUUUUGUUUCGUUU